Molecule: messenger RNA, 1305 nt
Organism: Leguminivora glycinivorella
Lineage: Eukaryota; Metazoa; Arthropoda; Insecta; Lepidoptera; Tortricidae
Exons: 7
Coding region: 343-1305 (320 amino acids)
Source: RefSeq, a predicted model, not a curated record
UCCGCUACGACGUAGGCGUGUCUACGGCGCCGUGGCCGCUACGAUCACAAGUUUCGCGGUGGUUCAUACCGGACUUUAUUCAAGUGGUAUUGAAUAUUACAUUUUUGUGUUGGACUCUGAUUUUUUUUUUCAUUGGAUGCACGUAAAUUGAAAGAACUCAUGGUCACCUGAGAACACGGAGGUUCGAGCUCACUCAAUAGCUGCAAUAUUUACGAUGCCCGAGAACUUUCCAAUAUUGAGAAAGUGGUAUUAAAAAUGGAGAAGGAUCGGAGGGGGCGAAGGCGCCACGAGACGGUGAUGACGUGACGUGUGAGCGCGGCUUAAUACACACGCAACGGUAUCAUGGCUUCCAUUUUUGCUGCGGUCUUUCUAUGGCUUGGUGGAAGUGUGCUAUGCCUCCGCGACAUUCACCUGAGCGUGCCAGAAGCCAUCGGUAUUGGCGCCGGCACCACGCUAGGCUGCCGUUGGACGCUGGAUCCUGGCGAGCAGCUGUAUACGGUCAAGUGGUACCACGGGGCCCAAGAAUUCUUCCGCUUUGUACCCAAGGAGCUGCCAAAUACGAGGGUUUUCUCACAGACUGGGAUCAGCGUUGAUGUAUACCACUCGGGUGCUCAUCAAGUGGUGCUACGCGACGCCACGCGCGCGCUCAGCGGGCGGUACCGCUGCGAAGUCUCCGCCGAUGCGCCAUACUUCCAUACCGUCUACAAGAGCUCCUACAUGCGGGUAGUAGAGCUGCCCCCGUCCGGGCCGCGGGUCCGAGCGCAGAAGAGCUGGUACUCAGCGGGCGACAUGCUGCGAGCCAACUGUUCGGCGCCGCCCGCAGACCCGCCCGCUAAUAUUACGUGGCUCCUUAAUGGUGUAGAGGUAAAAGGCCUCGAUAUUCCGCCGCACGACCCAUACUCGUUGCGGAGGAACCCUGUGAUAACCGACGCGUCGCUCGAAGAUGCUAACAGAAUCAUAUUCAGCCCGUGGGACGCAAUCUCCGGCUACGAAGAAGCGGUCACCGAUAACGUGAUAGACAUCCCAGGAAACAUCGACAUGAUCGGCCCCACUGAUAACCGAAAAGCAGAGACCACGCGCCAACCUCGGACUGAACAAAUAACCAACAAAUUGAACAGCACCGUGGAAGAGGAGAAAUCUAAUAAGUCGAGUUCGUUCAGCCAACUCGUUAUGAGAGUACAGUCUGCACAUUUUCAUAAGGGUCGGCUGAACGUGACGUGUGUGGCGCGUGUGCUGUCUGUAUGGGCGACGAGCGACGCACUACUACUGGAUGAGGAGAGACCACAGAGACUCCAACUCAGGUAA